AUGAUUGAGGGAAUGGUGAAGGAUGGUGUUAUUGAACCUUCAUCUAGUCCAUGGUGUUCACCUGUGGUGCUGGUAAAGAAGAAGGACGGCAGCAUGCGGUUUUGUGUUGACUACCGCCGCCUGAACGACGUUACGAAGAAGGACAGCUAUCCCUUGCCUAGAAUUGAUGACACGCUGGAUAUGCUCACAGGCGUAAAGUGGUUUAGUACGCUGGACCUGAAAAGUGGCUACUGGCAGGUUGAAAUUGACCCUAAGGACAAGGAGAAAACUGCAUUUUCCACAGGAAAGGGUCUGUGGCAAUUUAAAGUCAUGCCGUUUGGAUUGUGCAAUGCUCCAGCAACGUUUGAAAGGUUGAUGGAGCUUGUACUUACCGGGCUAAUUGGAGAUGCCUGUCUCGUCUAUUUGGAUGACAUCAUCAUCGUAGGCCGUACGUUUGAGGAGCACCUUCAAAACCUGGAACGCGUGCUCAUGAAGAUCCAGAGUGCCAACCUCAAGUUGAGUCCAAAGAAGUGCUCACUAUUCAAACGGCAAGUUAGUUUUUUGGGGUAUGUAGUGUCGGAAGAAGGUAUCCGCACGGAUCCAGAGAAAAUUGCUGCUGUCAAGGAGUGGCCGGUCCCAAAAGACAAGACACAGGUUAGAGCAUUUUUGGGUUUGUGCUCUUAUUAUCGGCGAUUUGUGAAGAACUUUGCAGAUAUAGCCAAACCUCUGCACAAGCUAACCGAGGAGAAGCAACAAUUCUGCUGGGAUGAAAGUUGCGAUAUUGCAUUCCAGGAGCUCAAGAACCGCCUGUGCAAAACACCUAUUUUGGGGUACCCUGAUGCGGGCAAGGAAUUCAUAGUUGACACAGACACAAGUGAUAUAGGACUUGGCGGUGUGUUGUCUCAACGGAAUGGAGAUCAAGAGAUUGUGAUAGCGUACUUCAGCAAGUCGUUGUCAAAGCCGGAAAGGAACUAUUGUGUCACAAGACGGGAAUUGCUUGCUGUGGUAAAGUCCUUGCAGCAUUUUAGCAAAUAUCUUCUAGGGCGGAAAUUCCACUUACGAACUGACCAUGCUGCACUGAAAUGGCUAUUGCAGUUCAAAAAUCCGGAAGGACAAGUUGCGAGAUGGAUAGAACUACUGCAGGAAUACGACUUUGUGAUCGAACAUCGCAGCGGGAAAUCUCAUGGCAAUGCAGAUGCAUUGUCAAGAAGACCUUGCCCUGAAGAUUGCAAGCAUUGUACUAGGCAAGAGGGUAAGGAAGUGGUAUCUGUGAGAAUGCUCAGGACAGACCAGCUCAGCAAUGAGUGGAAGGACAGCCUACAACAUGCACAGCAGGAAGAUUCGGACAUUAAGCCGAUUCUGGAAUGGAUGAAGGCCAGUGCUCCUAAGCCCAAGUGGAGCGACGUCUCAGCAAUGAGUUCGACCACGAAAAGCUAUUGGGCCCAAUGGGACAGCUUGCUGAUUCAGGAUGGAGUCCUGUGCCGUAAAUGGGAAAAUGGUCGGGGAGACAGGUGUCAUUUGCAAAUGGUUGUCCCUAAGGCUAAAGUGCCGGAUAUUCUACAGCUGUACCAUAGUGGUUGUUCAGGAGGCCACCUGGGAGUUAAACGAACUCUCCUGAAGAUCCGAGAACGGUUUUACUGGGUCCACUGUCGUGACGAUGUCGAGGACUGGUGCCGCAAAUGUACAAGUUGUGCGGCUGUAAAGGGACCUCAAAUUCGUAGUAGAGGCGCAUUGAAAUUGAACAAUGUUGGUGCACCAUGGGAGAGGAUAGCCAUUGACGUUGCGGGGCCGUUUCCAGAAACUGAAAGUGGUAACAAGUAUUUCAUGGUAGUGAUGGAUUACUUCACUAAGUGGCCAGAAGUCUUCGCCAUUCCAAAUCAAGAAGCUUCAACAGUUGCAGAUAAACUAGUUCAUGAAGUCUUCUGUCGUUUUGGAGUACCUUUAGAGAUUCACAGCGAUCAAGGAAGGAAUUUUGAGUCUCAAAUAUUCCAGGAAACUUGCCGAGUUAUGGGUACUCAGAAAACACGAACAACUUCUUACCACCCACAAUCUGAUGGAAUGGUAGAAAGAUUUAAUCAGACAUUGGAGAGGUACCUAGAAAAAGUUGUGGAAAAACGGCAACGAGACUGGGAAAGGCACAUACAACCGUUUUUGUUGUCAUAUCGAAGCGCUGUUCACGAAAGUACAUCAGUGACACCAGCUUUCGCAAACUUUGGGAGAGAAUUGCGGCUGCCUGCAGACCUGAUCACCGGAAUACCACCUGAUGCCCCACACAGUAUAACCGAUUAUGCAAAUGACUUGCGGAACAAAAUGAAUGACAUUUAUGAGCACGUCAGACAGACGGGCCAGCAAACGUCUGAGAAGAUGAAAACACGGUAUGACCGCAAAAUGAACAACAAGGGCUUUGAUGAAGGUUCACUAGUGUGGUUACACAAUCCAGUUCGCAGCAAAGGGAAAUCUCCUAAGCUUCAAGCUAAAUGGGACGGACCGUACCGGAUUGUGACAAGGAUCAAUGACGUAACCUACCGGAUACAGAAAGGUGCCAGAGGUACUCCUAAGAUUGUCCAUGUGGAUCGACUGGCGCGUUAUUAUGGGGCCAAUAAUGCUCGGGACGAGCAUGUCUUAGGAGGGGGCAGUGUUGCGCGCCACUAUUAA
Parnassius mnemosyne (clouded apollo) is the source of this 2634-nucleotide messenger RNA. The record is from the annotation of a GenBank genome assembly. Lineage: Eukaryota; Metazoa; Arthropoda; Insecta; Lepidoptera; Papilionidae.